AUGAAUUACGAGGUUUUAGGUUUAGUUACAUUAGUGUUGCUAUGGAUUGCAUGGGCAGUGGUGAUAGAACGCCGUCAUCGUCGGCCGGAGGAGCUUGGUCGGCUUCCACCAGGUCCUAGGUGGUGGCCAGUGGUAGGCAAUAUAUUUCAAUUGGACCGAACACCGCAUAAAUCGUUCGUCAAACUAGCUCAAACCCACGGUCCCAUCAUGACACUCUGGCUCGGGUCGAUGAGCACCGUGGUGAUCUCGUCCCACGAGGUGGCCCGAGAAAUGUUCAAGAACCAUGACAUGGUACUAGCGGGCCGAAAGAUCUACGAGGCCAUGAAAGGAGAGCAAAGCAAUGAGGGAUCCCUCAUCACGGCCCAAUAUGGUCCACACUGGCGCAUGUUGAGGCGACUUUGCACGACAGAGUUUUUCGUCACGAGCCGCUUGGACGCCAUGCAAGGCGUGCGCGCGAGGUGCAUUGACCGCAUGGUGAACUUUAUCGACGACGCGAGCGCGCACGGGACUAGUCCGGUCGAUGUGGGACGGUUUUUCUUCUUGAUGUCGUUUAAUCUCAUAGGAAAUCUAAUGUUUUCCAAGGAUCUUCUGGACCCCAAAUCGGAGAGAGGGGCCAAAUUCUUUUUUCAUGCAGGGAAGGUUAUGGAGUUGGCCGGCAAGCCUAACGUGGCGGAUUUCUUGCCGGUGUUGAGGUGGAUUGACCCCCAAGGUAUAAGGAGGAAGACACAGUUUCAUGUUGAGAGAGCUUUUGAGAUUGCCGGAGGGUUUAUAAAAGAGAGGACGGAGAGUACGAAGAAUGAACAGAAAGUAGUAGAAACCAAUGAUAAGAAAGACGAGAGAGAGGACUUCUUAGACGUGCUCUUGGAGUUCCGUGGCAAUGGUGUGGAGGAGCCUUCUAAGUUUUCCUCUAGAACCAUCAACGUCAUUGUCUUUGAGAUGUUCACUGCAGGGACUGAUACAACCACAAGCACAUUGGAGUGGGCAAUGGCCGAGCUUCUUCACAACCCCAAAACACUAAACAAAGUCCAAUCCGAGCUGAGAAGAACCGUAGGUCCAAACAAGAAGCUUGACGAGAGCGACAUCGAAAAUCUCCCGUACCUCAAAGCAGUCAUCAAAGAAACCCUAAGACUCCACCCUCCUCUACCUUUCUUAGUCCCUCACAUGGCCAUGGACUCCUGUAAAAUGCUCGGCUACUACAUCCCGAAGGAGACGCAGAUUCUCGUCAACGUUUGGGCGAUCGGACGAGACCCGAAAACGUGGGAAAACCCUUUAGAGUUCAAGCCCGAGAGGUUUUUAGGGCCUAAUAUGGUGGAUUUCAAAGGACACAAUUUUGAGUUCAUACCAUUUGGUUCAGGCCGUCGUAUGUGCCCUGCGGUUCCUCUUGCCUCUCGGGUGCUUCCUUUGGCUUUGGGUUCACUUUUGUUGUCGUUUGAUUGGGUUUUGGCCGAAGGGUUGAUGCCGGACGACAUGGAUAUGACUGAGAGGAUGGGGAUAACGCUUAGAAAAGCUGUCCCUCUCAAGGUUUUACCAAUACCUUUCAAAGGACACCAUUAA
Molecule: messenger RNA, 1554 nt
Organism: Morus notabilis
Lineage: Eukaryota; Viridiplantae; Streptophyta; Magnoliopsida; Rosales; Moraceae
Product: cytochrome P450 76A1
Exons: 2
Coding region: 1-1554 (517 amino acids)
Molecular function (GO): iron ion binding; monooxygenase activity; heme binding
Source: RefSeq, a predicted model, not a curated record